Messenger RNA from Oryzias latipes (Japanese medaka), 2490 nucleotides. NCBI's taxonomy places the organism in Eukaryota, Metazoa, Chordata, Actinopteri, Beloniformes, Adrianichthyidae. The record is from RefSeq and is a predicted model, not a curated record.
CCCGCAUCUAUAUAAGAAAACGUUUGAUUCUGAGUUAAAACUUUGUCUAGUCUUGAACAUGAUGGUGAGAUUUUGGAGCUUUAUCUAUUCUAUUGUUUUUUUUAACUUAAGCCUUCGUGCAGUCAAUGAUUGCUGCAGCAGCAAUAAAUGAGUUAGCUAUACCUGUGACUUCAAAAGUAAGGAAACAUCAGGAGAUCUGCACAUGAAGUGAAGCUCAGCAGAAAGUGGGUCAUGUCAUUAGUCACCACCAUGAUACCACAGUACGUCUCUACCAGCUUGCAGAGAAGACAGAAGUGUCUUCUCUGCAGGGCCUGGUUUCAUAUACUUGCUUUGCUGGUGAUCUGAGCCUUUGAUGAUAAUAGAUUACACGACAUUGGCAACAAAGACGGCAGAAAGAUUGAAUAAAGACAUGAAGAGGACACUCAUAUUUCUUUUCCUGGGUGGUAAGUACAACAUUCUGUUUAUCUGUGUGAAUUUUCAAGGGCCUUAUUGAAGUAAUGUGAACAUGUUGCCAUGUGUUCUAGGUGCUUUUAGCAGCUCCUGGGUGGUGGAAUAUCCACAGAAAGAGACUUGUGCUCCAAAAGGAUCGUCUGUGAUCCUCCAGUGUUCAUACAAUUAUUCUGAUUCAGAGAUCGUAGAAAGUGUAAAAUGGGGUCACAAAGAAAAUUUUUUUCACGGCCCUUUCGUUUAUGACAGUGAAUCAAACAAGACCUCGUCACGCUUUACAUACAGUGGCGACAAAAAGCAUAACUGUUCAUUGACAAUAGACAAGGUGGAGCUGGGCGACGCAGGAAAAUAUGCCUUUAGAUUCAUCACAAACUCUGACAAAUUUACUGGUGAGGAUGGCAUAAUGCUCAAGAUUGGCGAUUUGAAUAUUGCUUUUAAUAAGGCAAAAGGGAAUGAGGUCAUCAAAGGAGGCGAUUCGGCGAGUCUUACCUGCACCAGUAGCUGUGAUGGUGGAGAACCAUCACAGUUUAUGUGGUUAAAGGAUGGAAAAGUUAUAAAGAAAGGACCUGUGCUAAAUCUAACAGACAUGUCCUUCAAACACUCUGGAGAUUACUGCUGUACGUAUAACGGUGCAACUUCAGGAGUCACAACGAUUAAUGUUGAAUUUGGACCUAAGAACACCACCGUGAAGGUUUUUCCGUCAGAAGACGUAGAUGCUGGGACCAAUGUCACGCUGAUCUGCAGCAGCCAUGCUAACCCUCUGGUGAUGAAUUAUACUUGGUUUAAAAAGCACGGGACAAACGUAACGGUUCUCGGGGAACACCACAUAUAUUAUUUUGAGAAAUCUUCUCAAAUGGACGAUGACCAGUACUUUUGCCGAGCCACCAACAAGCAUGGCAGCUGCAACUCCUCUGCUGUCACCAUCAAAAUUAAAGUCCACCCGGGAUUAUUUAGCACUAAACUCAUCGUCAUAUUGACUUGUGCUGUGAUUCUCGUGUUCCUUGUUGUGAUCGCAGUUGCAGCCAAGAACAGAUUUAGCAAAAACAGGACCACGUCGACGGAAACUGACUGUGAGGAAGAGACGCAGGAUAGUGUCUAUGUCAACUUGCCUGCGAGCCGGUCACAAGAAGAGAUUCCAACUGAGUCAAAUUUUGUUUAUACGCCGGUUCAAGUCAACAGGAGAUCUGACAUGGUGCAGCAGACGAACGACUAUGACGAAAGCGACUCAGUGAUUUACAGCGUAGUGUGCAGACCCCAGCCGCUAAAGCUUUCCUAUGUUGAGCCUUUGAGACAUCAAACAACCUCAUUUUGAGUGAUGGUGUUGCAUCCAAAAAAUCUAUUUUUGAGUAAACAAAAGGACUUUCGUUCUUAAAUGUGUAAAAAUGUAGAUAUGUUGGUAGUUUCUAUAGAUUUAUGGAAAUAAAUCAUUGUUAUUUGUUCCCACUUUUGGUUCAGCGCAAAAAAAGAAGUUUCUUCUUCUUUGUCUCAUAACACAUAAAAGUUUGAUUUCCAGUAAAACUGUAAAAUAUACAUUUGAAGAACAGUUGCAUUAAGUUAACAGUUGCUCUCACUGUGGUUGGACCCAGGGUUCGUACCACGCUGGGCCACUCCUCUUUUUUUCUGCCCCCUAUGACAGGAAUGAGUUGCAGAAAACCUUAGUUACAUGCCCUGGUCUCCUUAGCUGCCUUUAAGACAUCUUUAAUGGAUGUGGUUUGUGAUGAAUGCAGAUGUUUUUACUUGUUUUAAUUGGUCUCCCUCUAUCUUUUAAUUAGAAACAUUAACUUAGUGCCUUCUGUAGACUUUUUAUUUUAAAUAUGGACGGGGGAAUAUGUCCUGUUUAUUUGUUUGCAACUUUGUCAUUGUGUUGGAUUGUGGCUGCAAACUCAGGUCGUCGUUGUAAACGAGAAAAUGUUUUUAAUCGACCUAACUAAAUAAAUAAAGGUUUUAACUAGCUAACUAGCUAUCAAGUCAAUAAUAUUAACAGAGAUGCCCAUCAUAGCCACAAAUCAUAUUAUGUUUCUUUUAUUAUUGACAAAUCCAACA